Molecule: messenger RNA, 4332 nt
Organism: Colias croceus (clouded yellow)
Lineage: Eukaryota; Metazoa; Arthropoda; Insecta; Lepidoptera; Pieridae
Exons: 3
Coding region: 173-2815 (880 amino acids)
Source: RefSeq, a predicted model, not a curated record
CGCCUUACCCUACCGACGAUCACACGGUAUACGCGAAAAGUGUUGAUACAACUAUUCGAUUGCUUAUUCGAAUUUUUAUCAAAUAGUGCAAGCCCGGGAUAGUGAGAGUGUAUGAAAGAGGGCGGAGCAUGCGCUCAAGUUGUUAAUUUCACUUUCUAGGGGACACUGCGCGAUGGCUCCCGUAAAUUCACUACGGAUAUGUGCCAUUCUCUGGCUGUUCUGCGCCGUCAGCGUUAGAGCCGAUGCCAACGACAAUACGACAACAACAAAGACAAUAAGAACAACUAUCCUACCGUCAAGGACAACACGAACUGAAUUAAAAGUAUCAAGAAGUCUAAAUAACCACGACACACAAACUGUGAACGUCAGAACGAAAUCUGGCCACCUCACGCAGCUAAUCGUUAAGAAGAAGGAUGGAAAGUCUUCAACACACGCCAGCAGCACCACCCCUGUGCCUACCACGGUUUCGAUUAAAACGACUUUACCAAAUGUCAAAUUUAACACAACCGAAGAUAACAAAAACAAAACAGACUCGAGAGAUCAAAGAAAAAUUAGCUUUGGCCCCGUCAAUAGUGAUUUAGCUGGUUUCGAUUAUUAUAUCAAUCGCAAUAAACACGACGAAUUCAGUGACAUCAAGGCUGAAUACGGAAACUGGUCACCAGUAUCUGUGUAUCCAGAAUCUCACAUUCAAGAAGAUGGUGGCAAACCGGAAGCCGACCCUGAAACUUCCAGCUAUUACCCUACAUACGAUAAUCAAGAAAAAGUGGAAAACAAAAAGGUUUACAUAACAUCGACAAGUUACAUGGACUAUAACGGCCCUAUUAAAAGUUAUAGAUUUGACCCACACAACCCUGUUAUCAAAAAUGAUAGAAACCCGGUAUACAUAGAAGUAGUUAGUACUAAAGUUUCAGACGGUGAAGGUAAAUAUAAAGUGCCUGACCCAGUUAUGGUGAGCUCAGAUUCAAUGUAUGUGAAAAAGGCUAUUGAUAAAUUCAACAAACGAGGAAGAUCAAUUUUAACUCUAGGUGAAGAUGGAAUACCAGAAAUUCAAGGAGUUAGAAUGCCGGAUGACGAGUCAGAUAAGAAGACGUGGAGGAAUGCACGCGUUGUUAAUGGGGAACUUGUACCAUACCCCGAAGGCUACACCCCACCCAAAGCGAUACCAGAAGCCGAUGUCUACCCUGACUUAGCUGCUGCUGAUCCAGCUCAAAACUUGGGACCGUUUACUAAAGAAGACAACUUUGAACCAAAAGAUGGACCGUUCACUAAAUUCGACAACAUUAAAUUCGAUUCGGAUGACUUCGUCCCAUCUGUACAAUAUAAACCUAAAAAAGAGAACCAUUACGUUAAAACUGGAUACGGACCUUUCACGAAAGCUGAUAAUUCUAAAGUGGCGAACUCUAAGCUUAUCGAAUACAUCAAACAGAUCAAUGACCAAGAAUUAAAACGCGAUUACUUCAGCGGUCGCAGUUCAAGAGCUCACAAUGGUGACCUAGAUUAUGCGGAGAGUCACAUUCAAAGGCGUAUGUUACAGCAUCCAGGUGAAAAUAAUUUUCCCAAUUCAAUAAUGUACACUCCGAAAAACGCGAAGCCAGGUUUCGAUGAAAGUGUAAGAAAUCCAGUCCUUCAAUACGCUCAUCCGGAUCUCGGAGUACAACCAGCUAAAGCUACAAGAGAUAACAUUGAGAAUUAUGAAAAUAAACGCAAAAUUAAUUACUAUACUAGUGUUGUACCGAAAAGUGCUCACCCUUACCCAAUGGAACCCAUCAACGGAUAUAAUCAGCAACGCAGUCAAAACAUUCCAUCUAACAACCGGUACUAUGAGGAUGAAUACAACAAGUUCUCAUACUACGACCACAGCCCGGCAAAAUACCCGUAUGGAUAUGGUUACAUUAAACGCGUUCCUGAACCAUCACUAUGGCAACGCUUCACAAAUUCUAUGAAAGAUACCAUCAACAGUGCAAGUCAAACUGUGCAACAAUUCACGAAACCUUUAAUGGACCCUAUUGCUAAAGUAACACAGCCAAUAUUCGAUCCUCUCGCGGAAGCCACACAAAAAAUAUCUCAUAACCUAGGUUUGUAUCCCUCAAAUUCAUUACAAAGUCAGAGAUAUGCACAGGAUAAGAUUGGAGUAGCUGCUGCGGCUUCCGGCGCACCAGCGAUGUUACCAGCUUUAGGACUAAUGGCGGGUGGUGCUGCGUUAGGCCUCGGAGCAGUAGCCGUUGGAAGACUGUUUGACGUCAAUCUAAUGCGCAGCGCUGACGAUAGCGCGGACGAAAAGGAACACAAGCGAUCCUUCGGGGACGCAGUUUACGAUUACGACAGAAAAAUUCUCAGCAGGCAAAAGUUCUACGACGACAAUUACAAGAUGCCAAGCGAGAACGUAUACGUGGUUAUGUCUCCAGACGGUAGCGAUAGGACGAAACGCCACGUCAGCUUCUACGAGCCCUUCCAAGUUGUUUCUGGUGUGAGACAGCGGCGGAGCGUGAAGCGAGAUCUCGUGGACGACAUGACGGACGACUUGCAGCACAUAGACUCGAACCCGGCGCAGUCGAGCCUCACGUCCGCGGCCAUGGACCUGGUGAAGCAGACGGACUGGAGGGACUCACAGUGUGCCAAAUUCACAUUCUGCAAGGUCCUCACCUCACAGCCGUCAGACUCUAUAUUUGCGAUGGAAAAGAAAAUGGAGUCGCUUCUUAAAAUGUUAUCAAGAGGAAACAGCGCGAACGCAGCUGCAGUGGCCCACCAGCUCGGAGACGUGAUGGCGGCCAGCAGGGACCACGACUGUUCACGAUUUUAUUGUGAUUCACAGUGAUAUCUAUAGCUUAACAACUCUACAGAACCUAAAAGUGUAAUAAUUUAUUUAUUUAUUCAAGCAACCAGGUCUCAUUUUGUUAGAAACAAAAAAUUUUUAAAGAGCUGUGUUAGUCUUAAAAUAAUUAAUUUAUUAUUAUGACUAAUGACAUUGAUUUAAAAGUGAAUCAAAUCAAUACUAAAAUAAUUGUAAUUUAAUUGAUAAAAAAUUAAUCGCAAAUAUAGUUCCUGUGACACAUUUAGGAUUCGCAAAAAUCUGUAGAGUUGGGAACUACAUAUACAUGUGGACCACAGAUGUGGACACUAGAUUAGGAAACAAAUGAAAAAUUUAAUUGUUAUUUAUCCGUCUGGAUAGACAGAUAGAUUGUGUAGCUAUAUUUUACGAGCAUCUAUAGCUAAUAUCAACAUCCAUUAUGCAAAUGUUUUGCAUUGUCGACAUGGAACAUGAUAUUGGCCUAAGAUAUUUGAGUUAAAAGUUAAAUUCUAUCAGAAAAAAUUGAUACAUGCUUAUUUAUGAAUCUAAAACAGUUGUCACUUUGCAAUCAAUUUCGAAUUUUAAUAGAAAAAAUGCAAUUGCUAGUAUCCGAUUAUAUUGGCCAUGUUGUGUUUAAAAAAACAAAUUGACAUUUGACGGUUAGCUUUCCCUCCAUUUUUCUCAUGUAUUCAUCAGUUUUAUAUUACCACAUAAGUACCUAGUUAGUGUUAUUUAUUAAUUGAUGACUUUUAUCGAUAAAUAAUAUAAGUUGUGAUUAUAAUGUAAUAAUUUAUGAGUGAUUUUAACUUUAAAUAAAAUAGGUAAUAUUAGAGUUUAUAAGUAUAGGACAUAUUUAACAAACAGUAUUGCCAUGCCACUAUAGCGAAUAAAUAAAUUGUAAUGUGGUGUACUAAAAUCGUUAACAUACUUUCAGGAUCGAUGAUUAAAAAUAUUUAAUACAAGUUUAUUAAACUUAAAAUCAUUCCACUUAUUUCUUACUUUGUAAAAUACUGAUAUCAUCAUAGUAGAUAGAUACUCUUUUAAAAUUAUAUCCAUUACCUAUUUCUCAUAAGAUAGUAGAUAAUAGAAUGUGUACAAUAAUGUUAAAUUUCUAGAAAUUAAUUAAAUACAGUGUGUUUCUUCUUUGAAAAUUUUGCUGUUGUUUUAAGCCCAGAGUAUAUUUUAACGUUUGAACGAUUUCCAUCGUUUUACGUGUCGCACAAAAUUGAAGAUAACUUGAUUACGUCAAGUACGAAGCAAUUUUGUCAAAAAAAAUAUUUGAAAAAUUCUUCGGACAAUUUUAUCCUUAUAUUUUCGGGAGAUAAAGAAGAACAUGCUGUAUAUUAUUUUAAUGUUCCGUAUAAUCCAAUACCAGUAACUUAUAUUAAUUCCAAAGUUCUAUAUGCUUUCAAUAUAAAUGCUUAAAUUAUAUUUUAUAAAGUAAAACUAUUUAUUUAAAUUAUUCUAGACGUGCGAAUAAGGUGUAAAUACGCUUCGAAAAUGUAAAUUAUUUAUUUAUUUUUACAAUAAAAACUUCAAUUUAA